Messenger RNA from Gilbertella persicaria, 1303 nucleotides. RefSeq lists its product as uncharacterized. The record is from RefSeq and is a predicted model, not a curated record. The transcript is spliced from 5 exons. Lineage: Eukaryota; Fungi; Mucoromycota; Mucoromycetes; Mucorales; Choanephoraceae. The annotation marks the transcript as partial.
GUUUUAGUAUAUGAAUGAACUCUUGGAUCAUGACACCUUUGUUACUGAGUUCGAAUGACAAAAAACUGGGCUAAUUUUUAUCAACAACAAUAGCAACUAUCAACUUAAAGGGUCUAAAAGAGAAAAUUAUUGGUUGUGUUGCCCUUUUUUUUUGCUUUCUUUUAAACGCAAGACAUUCUAUUUCUUUCAUGACCUUUAACUCUCUUGAAAUAGGUCAACGUUUCAAAGUAACUUUGGGCAAGUCUUUUGAGACCAAACCUAAAAAGAAGGCACAAAAGUUCUUUAAUGUCAAAAACACUUUUAGUACAGAAGCUGGUAUUUUUGGACAGGAUGCCAAACUAGAAAAGACAAAUGAUAAAUAUCAAGUCGAAAUGAAGCACACCAAGAAACCCAAUGUGGUCUAUGAUGUCCAAGUGACAACAGAAGAAGAAUUCAACUGUAUUCUGAUUUAUAAUGAAGAGACAAAAACUUUUACUUUAGAACGCCAAAGUGCUCAAAUCAACUUACUCAAUCGAAAGCUAGAACUUCCUGUCAGUCAUUUGUUGAAUGACAUACAAUUACCAGCUACACCACAACAGAUGCAGACACCACCUGAUGUUACUGUCUCGACAACCAAUAUGGAACUGGACGAUUUUGAUUUUGAUAUCUCUAAGGAUAUGGAUGCUAUCCUAGACAGUGACGAUUCUGAUAAAGAAGACGAAGCAUCUGAAUCAGACGUAUUUGAAGAAAUUGAAGCACCUAUGAUUGCACCACAGCCAGUAUCUUCGCCCUUGAGUGUGCCCGUAACGCCUUCAGUAGCACCCAACUCACCGAGUAUACCCGUGAAUCUUGCGUUGCCUACAACACCCAUUCAAACCAAGAAACGAAAGCUGAAAAUGGCUUCUGCACCCAUUCGACAUCCAGGCACUGCUUCUCCAUUAACAACUGCACCUGCUCCUAAGCGACUCAAAUCAGAGUCAGAAGAUGAGAGUUUAUCCAGUGGAUCUGAAGAAUCCUCCAGUGGAUCAGAAUCUGGCAGUACAGAGACAGAAUCAUCAAGUGGAUCAGAAAGUGAAAGUGAUAGUGACGAUGAUGAUUUUGAAUCAUUAGCACAAGAUAUUUCGAUGAGUUUAUCAAAAGGAGGACCUUCUGCACCUGCUUCGCCUCAGCAACAACAAAGCCUUGAUACCCAACAUGUGGAAUCUCCUUCUCAGUAUAAACCAUUGUCGUAUGAUGCUCGGCCACCCACAAACAAUGGAAAUGCAGGUCCAAUGUCACUUCGCGCUUUAUUCAAAGAAGAUGAAGAAGAAGAAAGUCUGUCGAG